AUGAAGAGGUGGGCAGCCCCCACCUCCGAGCCCAGGUCCCAGCAUCCACAGCCUGCACCCCCGAGGCCUCCUCACUUGAGGCCUCCUCACUUGGACGGCAGCACGAGGCGCUGCGGACACCUUGAAAGCGCGGGUCCCUGGCCUGGCAGCAGGAAAAGAUGGUCACGGCUUGUCCCUUUCACCCGUGUACGUAAAGGAAAAUCUUACCAGGGCACCUACAAUCCCCCGGACCUGUGCACAGGAUUUUGUUCCAUAGUUUGCAACAGGUUAGAAAUGAGCAGAGAAGUAUUUGAGUCAAAAGUGGUUGAAGCUUUGAGAGAAGCAGCAACUGCUGUUGAACAAGAGAAAGAAAUCCUCCUGGAAAUGAUCCACAGUAUCCAAAACAGCCAGGACAUGAGGCAGAUCAGUGACGGAGAAAGAGAAGAAUUAAAUCUGACUGCAAACCGUUUGAUGGGACGAACUCUCACUGUUGAAGUUUCCGUAGAAACAAUUAGAAACCCCCAGCAGCAAGAAUCCCUAAAGCAUGCCACGAGGAUUAUUGAUGAGGUGGUUAAUAAGUUUCUGGAUGAUUUGGAAAAUGCCAAGAGUCAUUUGAUGUCACUCUACAGUGCAUGUUCGUCUGAGGUGCCAUCUGGACCAGUUGAUCAGAAGUUUCAAUCCAUAGUAAUUGGCUGUGCUCUUGAAGAUCAGAAGAAAAUUAAGAGAAGAUUAGAGACUCUCCUUAGAAAUAUUGAAAACUCUGACAAGGCCAUCAAGCUGUUAGAGCACUCUAAAGGAGCUGGUUCCAAAACUCUGCAACAAAAUGCUGAAAAUAGACUUAACUAGUCUUCAAACCUAAUAACAUUUACAAAUACUGAUAUACAAAUGAUAAAAUACUAUUUUAAGUGAUAACUAGUUCUUUAUGUUAAGCAUAACCACUUAAUACUGAAAGUUGUUUCAGAUGAAAAUAUUCCAUCUAGUGUCAUGUUGUUUUGUGAAUUACAAAACUAGAAAUAUUUAAAUUACCUAUCUAGAAGUUUUUAGAUUGAAUUCUAAGAUUUCUAGGAUUUAGCACUAUAUAUAUAUUUUACUUCUUUUGUGGAUGAAUAUAUACUAUAUGAGAAAAAUAAUUGCUCAUCUAGGGACACAAGCAUCACUGCCCUUUCCUGGGCUUCAUCUGGUAUGGAAAUAAUAAUUUUGGAGCAUGCAGUUGACUAGGAUUUCUUUACCUGAGGUGACACACACAUUAACUCCCACAGUGUUAACAAAGCACCAUGCUUAUAGUGAUAAACAGGAAUCACAAAACAGGAACCUUUCUCACUGUCUUCUCAUUCAGCAAUUUUUCAUCUGUAUCAAAUUAUUUUGAACUUAUGGAUUUAUGUAUCUCUUAUGACUGUAUUUUUAUAUAUACAUGAAAACAAUAUAAAAUGUAAAAAAAAACCCCUAUAACUUGCCAUGUAAACAAUUACCUAUUCACUUCAACUUUUUUCAAAUGCAUAAUUUCUCUAAAAUUUCAAUGUUGUAACUUUUUUUUAGUUAAAUGCAGAUAUAAAGUCUGUUUAAUUGUCAACUUAAA
Messenger RNA from Carlito syrichta (Philippine tarsier), 1555 nucleotides. It is a transcript of the gene BAG2, whose product is annotated as BCL2 associated athanogene 2. Bases 1 to 825 code for a protein of 274 amino acids. The record is from RefSeq and is a predicted model, not a curated record. The transcript has 4 exons. Gene Ontology annotation, biological process: protein stabilization. Gene Ontology annotation, molecular function: protein-folding chaperone binding; adenyl-nucleotide exchange factor activity. Lineage: Eukaryota; Metazoa; Chordata; Mammalia; Primates; Tarsiidae.